AUGUUUUUUAAAUAUAGGAUUAAUUGGAAGGAAACGCCACUAGUAAAAAUAUUUGGUGGACAAAUUGAAGUAGCUUUCAUUUUGAUAGCUUCAAUAGGUAUCGUAGUGAUACUGAUUGCGACGACAAGCUAUGCAGAAGUUCCAUAUACCAUCAUUGGCUCUACUGAUGUAUUAAUCCAUAAAUCAUCAAGUAGAAAAAGUAGCGACGAUUUGAACAUGUUUGCUAAGGACUGUAAGACAUAUAGUUCUAUCCAAUCGACUGUUAUACAAAAAGAUCAGAUGGAAAUAACAGAUAACUUAACUGAUGAUAAACUACAAGCAAUUACUGCAAAAGAAAUAAGUAAUUGGAAUCAUCUGUAUCAGACUUAUUAUUUUACUAAAACUAUGCCAAAGGAGUUACUCAUUUUGUGGAUAGCAAGCUUCUUUAGUUGGCUAUCAUAUAAUUCAUUCGCCUAUUUCUUAACUGAUUUUGUUGGUCAAUCAAUCUAUCAUGGUAAUCCUCUAGCAGCCGAAAAUUCGACAGCUUUACAUCGUUAUGAUCGCGGUGUCUCUGCUGGAAGCUGGGGUUUCCUGGGCUGCACUGUUGUAUCCGUCGUAUAUUCCUUGACGCUUGGGCGAAUAACAAAAUAUAUCGCUUUCAAAUAUAAUAAGUUAGUUAUUUUUGCAGGUGCAGAUCGUCUGUUAUUGAUAGGAUAUUCAAUUGCUAGUAUUGCAACAUUAAUCAUGGUACUAACCAAUCAAGUUAUCGUAGUCCUCUGUAUGGCUGCUCUUCAAGGAUUUGGUUUCGCUAGUACUUUUACCUUGCCUUAUGCUAUUCUAGCUUCUUAUCAUAAUUAUUUUACGAAAACUAAAGAUAAACGAUGGAAUUUUAGAGAACUUGGAUUAGAUAUCUCUUUACUCUUUGUUAGUGCGAACUUGGCCUGUAUAAUUACAGGUUGUUGCCUUAGUGUGAUAAUUGCCUUAGUCGAGUCAUCUAAGGUAGCUAUGAUUUUCUCUAGUGUUUCUAGCGGACUAUGCGCAGUUACUUGUAUUUUCAUAAUCAGAGUGCCUAAUAAUACAUAA
Trichoplax adhaerens is the source of this 1062-nucleotide messenger RNA. RefSeq lists its product as uncharacterized. Gene Ontology annotation, cellular component: membrane. The record is from RefSeq and is a predicted model, not a curated record. The transcript is spliced from 3 exons. Gene Ontology annotation, molecular function: sucrose:proton symporter activity. Bases 1 to 1062 code for a protein of 353 amino acids. NCBI's taxonomy places the organism in Eukaryota, Metazoa, Placozoa, Uniplacotomia, Trichoplacea, Trichoplacidae.